Molecule: messenger RNA, 2067 nt
Organism: Spirodela intermedia
Lineage: Eukaryota; Viridiplantae; Streptophyta; Magnoliopsida; Alismatales; Araceae
Source: the annotation of a GenBank genome assembly
AUGGACCCGAUCACGGUAUGGAGGGCUCUCCUCCUCCUCUUCCUGCUUCUCGAGCUUGCAUCCUCCGACGACAGCGACUUCGUCUUCAAUGGAUUCAGUCGGGCUCGGGGCAAUCUUAGCAUGGACGGCAUGGCGGAGAUCACUCUUGAUGGCCUUCUGAGGCUGACCAAUGGCACCAACCUAAAGGGCCAAGCCUUCUACUCUGCUCCCCUCCAAUUCAAGAAAUCUCCUGCAGGACGAGCCUCCUCCUUCUCCUCCACCUUCGUCUUCGGGAUCCUCGCCGGCUACUCCCAGCUCAGCGGGAAUGGCAUCGCCUUCGUCAUCUCGCCGUCCAAGGACCUCCGCAGGAACUUCGGCUACCAGUAUUUGGGGAUACUCAGCCCGUCCACCGACGGCAACUCCACCAACCACCUCGUCGCCGUUGAGCUCGACACCAUCUACAACCCCGAUUUGGCGGACAUCAAUGAUAACCAUGUCGGGAUCGACGUCAACAGCGUGGUAUCCAUUAAUUCCUCCGCAGCGGGGUACUUCGCCAACGGGACCGAUAUUUUCAAGAACCUCUCGCUGAUCAGCGGCGACCCGAUGCAGGUCUGGAUCGACUUUGAUGGCACCGAGAUGCAGCUUAAAGUCACCCUCUCUCCACUGGGAGUGAUUAAGCCCCUCAUCCCUCUCCUGUCCUCGACGGUCAAUCUCUCUGAAAUUUUUCUCGAAGAGAUGUUCGUGGGUUUCUCUUCCUCUACGGGCUCCUUCUCAUCCUCUCACUACAUUCUCGGCUGGAGCUUCAAGAUGAACGGGGAGGCUCGGCCCCUCAACAUCUCCAGCCUCCCUUCGCUUCCUAGCAGAAAAACCAGGCAUAACAGACUGGCUCUGGCCCUGUCGUUGUCGCUGGGGAUAGCCCUCCUGUUGCUGCUGGCAAUUUCUGCGGGACUGUUCGUCCUGGCGAGGAAGAUCCGAUACUCUGAGCUGCUUGAAGACUGGGAGGAAGAGUACGGGCCUCAGCGGUUCUCAUACAAGGACCUGUACGACGCGACGAGGGGGUUCAAGGAAGCGGAGCUCUUGGGCGUGGGGGGCUUUGGGAGGGUGUACAGGGGAGCCCUUUCCAGCUCCGGCAUGGAAAUCGCGGUGAAGAAGGUCUCGCACGAGUCCAGGCAAGGAAUGAAGGAGUUCAUCGCAGAGAUCGCGAGCAUCGGUCGGCUCCGGCAUCGGAACCUCGUCCAGCUCCGAGGAUACUGCCGGCGGAAGGGAGAGCUCCUCCUGGUCUACGACUACAUGCCCAACGGCAGCCUAGACAAGCUCAUCUUCGACCAAAGGAGACCGACCUUCGACUGGAAACAGCGGUUUCACGUCCUCAGAGGCGUCGCUUCGGGGCUCCUCUAUCUCCACGAGGAGUGGGAGAAGAUCGUCAUCCACAGGGACGUCAAGGCCAGCAACGUGCUGCUGGACGGCGAGCUGAACGGGAGACUGGGAGAUUUCGGACUGGCUCGACUGUACGACCACGGGAACUACCCGAUGACGACUCACGUCGUCGGCACCGUCGGGUACCUCGCACCUGAGCUCACGAGGACCGGCAGGAGCACGAAGCAGGCUGAUGUCUACGCAUUCGGGGCCCUGCUUCUCGAGACGGCUUGCGGGAGGAGGCCAAUAGAGCAAGAGGCCCCAGAGGAGGAGGUGCUGCUGCUGGGCUGGGUGCUGAAGAACUGGAGAAAGGGGACCAUUCUGGACUGUGCGGACCCGAAGCUGGAGGGGAAGUACGAGGGGAAGGAGAUGGAGUUGGUGCUGCAACUCGGGCUGCUCUGCUCCCACCCGUUGCCGCCCAAUCGGCCGAACAUGAGACAAGUGAUGCGCUAUCUCGACGGCGACGCAUCCCCACCGGAGCUGUCGUCAAUCUACCUCGACGGCGGCGUACUGGAAGCGCUGCAGAACGAGAUAUUCCACCGCAUCAACACGUCGUCUCUUUCCUCCAUCUCCGCCGACGCGUUUCCUCUCAGUGGACCGGGAUUCCACUCCCUGAAACCCGGCGACGGUAGCUCUACUAGCAAGAGCAGGGAAAGGGGUAUGAUUGUGUAA